Messenger RNA from Mangifera indica (mango), 1371 nucleotides. Its product is annotated as phenylacetaldehyde reductase-like. Gene Ontology annotation, molecular function: oxidoreductase activity, acting on the CH-OH group of donors, NAD or NADP as acceptor. NCBI's taxonomy places the organism in Eukaryota, Viridiplantae, Streptophyta, Magnoliopsida, Sapindales, Anacardiaceae. The coding region runs from base 190 to 1032 and encodes 280 amino acids. The record is from RefSeq and is a predicted model, not a curated record. The transcript has 6 exons.
CAAAAGUCAUGUUAAAGCAUUAUUUUCCCUUCAAUAAAAAUCAAAAUAUCUUCAACUGCAUUCUCUCUGUCUUAAUUCUUCUACACCUUCUCUUAGUUUUCUUGUUUCAAAAAACUCUAACCGGUAGUCCAGAUUUCCGAUCAGAGGUCAAACUCCAGUUUGGCGGAAGAUCGAUAUAGAAAAAUAAUAAUGAGUGGAGAAGGAAAGGUGGUUUGUGUAACAGGUGGUUCAGGCUACAUAGCAUCUUGGUUAGUGAAGCUACUACUUGAACGAGGUUACGCUGUCAAAGCCACUGUUCGAGACCCAAAUGAUCCCAAAAUAAAACAUUUAAGUGAAUUUGAUGGAGCUGAAGAAAGACUUCAAUUGUUCAAGGCAAACUUGUUAGAAGAAGGAUCUUUUGAUUCUGCUGUUGAUGGCUGUGUAGGUGUUUUCCACACAGCAUCCCCAUCAAUUCUCUCAGCCAGAGACCCUCAGGCAGAAAUAAUUGAUCCUGCUGUGAAGGGAACACUUAAUGUUCUUAGUUCAUGUGCAAAAGUGCAGUCUGUCAAGAGAGUCGUCAUAACAUCUUCAAUGACUGCAGUUGCAUUUAAUGGAAAUCCUCUGACCCCUGAUGUAGUGGUUGAUGAAACUUGGUUCUCAGAUCCAGCUUUUUGCAAGGAGUCAAAGUACUGGUAUCAUCCUUCCAAGACCUUAGCAGAAAAAGCUGCCUGGGAAUUUGCAAAAGAGAAUGGAAUUGACUUGGUGACAUUGCAUCCAGGAUUGGUGAUUGGUCCCUUGUUGCAGUCAACUGUCAAUGUCUCUAUACAGAUCGUUCUGGACAUCAUAAAUGGAACACAAUCAUAUCCUGGCCCUUACAGACUCGUUGAUGUUAGAGAUGUUGCGUAUGCACAUAUUCAAGCUUUUGAGGUUUCCACAGCCAGUGGUAGAUAUUUGCUGGUUGGGAAAGUUACACAUUUCAGUGAGGUUCUGAAGCUGUUGCAUGAAAUUUACCCCACUUUUCAUCUUCCUGAAAAGAAACUUGCAUCAUGGUAGAUUUGGAGAUGUGAAGUAUGAACCAACAUAACAGAUCUCUAAAGAGAGAGCAAAGAGUUUGGGCAUAAACUAUAUCCCUGUGGAGGUGAGUCUUAGGGACACUGUUGAAUGCUUCAAGGAGAAAGAUCUCCUUAAUCUCUAAGAUGCUGCUCAUUGCUGACUGGAAAUGAUGCAAAACAUUGCAAGAAGGUUUUUGAUUGUCUUCAAAACUUCAUAUGUACACACCUAUGUGAAAUUAAACUACUUACUAAGAUUAUGUAUCUAAUAAUCAGCAUUAAUUUGUGUACUUAUACUGACCUUGUUAGUAAUUGUUAUUGCACUUGGUUAUAUUGUUACUUA